Cryptomeria japonica (Japanese cedar) is the source of this 1065-nucleotide messenger RNA. RefSeq names its product probable vacuolar amino acid transporter YPQ1. The record is from RefSeq and is a predicted model, not a curated record. The transcript is spliced from 10 exons. NCBI's taxonomy places the organism in Eukaryota, Viridiplantae, Streptophyta, Pinopsida, Cupressales, Cupressaceae. Bases 1 to 1065 code for a protein of 354 amino acids.
AUGGAAUAUCACUAUGCUUCAGGAAAGCAGUGUGUGUGGUGGGUUGAGAAGUAUCUGAGGGAGUGUGUGUGGGGAGUAAGAGGCUAUGUCUGUGUUGGUUUAGGGCUCAUCGGUUUGUUAUGCUUGGCAAUUGCAGGAGUGCCUCAGAUUAUUACCAACUUUAAGAAUGGAUCCACACAGGGUGUUUCACUUGGCUAUCUCCUGUGCUUUCUCAAUCUUAUUGGGUGUUGGCUGGACGAAGCAACUCUAGCUACACAGUUAUACACUGCACUGGUGAAAUCUCUUUCUACACUUUUCUUUAAUGAAAUUCAACCAAAGGAAGUCUUCAAAUCUGAGCCAGCGACAUCUGUCUCGAGUUCACCUAUUCCUACAGUUUCUUCUCAGGAGAGUCACAACUCCUCUGCAAGAUCUCUAGAAUGGACUCACACUCCGAUUCAAGGGUCAUAUCUCUCGCACUCCCGGGAGUGUUAUACAAGCCAUGUCUUCAACCAGUCGUCACAAGAAGGGGAAGAAGUGCUCGAUAAUCUUAUAUCUCCAACUCCUAAGCAUUUCGAGGCCAUACUCGUCUCUGUAGCUUCAACAAUAGUUUUCAUUGGCGUGAUGUUCUAUUUGAAAUUAUCGACUUCAAACAACAAUAUUUCAAUUUCUUACUUUUCUCAAUCCCAACGGAGGUCUGCUCUUAUAAUAACAGGAAGGAAACUUUUGCAGCGAAUGGGUGGCAAUGCAUUAGGAAGCUCAAUGAUUGAAGAAGAUGCACCAAACCAUUUAGGACUUUUGUUAGGGUGGCUUAUGGCUGCUAUCUAUAUGGGGGGACGGCUUCCACAAAUCUGUUUAAAUCUCAGUAGAGGGACCAUUGAGGGCCUCAAUCCUCUAAUGUUCUUGUUUACCCUAACAUCCAAUUUAACCUAUUUCGGAAGUAUUAUUGUAAAGACUCCAGACUGGGAAACGUUAAAGCCAGAUAUGCCAUGGCUGGUUGAUUCUGGAGGAUGUGUACUUUUGGACAUAUUUGUAUCCUUUACUACAGAUGAUGCUUCCUUCUCGUUCGUAAUGGAUUCAUUUACCUAA